UUCCUCAAAAAUCCCCAAACACAGAUACUGCUCUGUUUUCCCUUUUCUGUUUCACUGUUGUUUUCCUUUCUAUUUUUGCUUCAUUUUAAAAAUCAUCACAUCAAAACCUCAGUCGAGGAGAAGUCUUAACACCGAUCUGAAAUAUCCCACAAAUAUUCCCUAUUUAUCAUCACUCCCGUCGAAGCUUCACCAAUCAUUAGCUACCGCCGGCAAUUGCAGAUCGGAACCCUACAAAAUUCCAUUUCAUUCACUUUAAUAAGAAAACAUUAUGGGCAGCUUGAAGCUGAAAUUGAUUGCGCGGAUUUAGGGCGAAAUUAGGAAACCCCUCCCACCUGGGCUACCUUUUUGUCGGUGUUGUUUGAUAUAAGGUAGUUGGGAUUUCUGGGGUUUGGAUAGGAUGGCGUCCGAGCAGGCGGCUACGGAUGCCAUGUCGGAUUCGUACCGGGGGAUGUCGUCCGACAACAUAAAGGGCUUGGUUUUAGCACUCUCUUCGAGUUUCUUCAUCGGCGCCAGCUUCAUUGUCAAGAAGAAGGGGCUCAAGAAAGCCGGGGCAUCUGGCGUCAGAGCUGGUGUUGGAGGAUAUUCAUAUUUAUAUGAGCCGUUAUGGUGGACUGGCAUGAUAACGAUGAUUGUUGGAGAAAUUGCAAAUUUCGCAGCUUAUGCAUUUGCACCAGCCAUUCUGGUUACCCCCCUUGGUGCACUCAGCAUUAUUAUCAGCGCUGUACUUGCACAUGUUAUUUUGAGGGAGAGACUACACAUUUUUGGUAUUCUUGGUUGCGCUUUAUGUGUUGUGGGCUCCAUCACAAUUGUCCUACAUGCUCCACAAGAACGAGAGAUUGAAUCUGUGAAAGAAGUGUGGGACCUUGCUACUGAGCCAGCUUUUGUCUUCUAUGCAGCUCUGGUGAUAGCAGUUGUCGUCGUUCUAAUAUACCAUUAUGUACCUCAAUAUGGCCAAACACAUAUAUGGUUCUAUAUUGGUGUUUGUUCAUUAGUUGGUUCAUUGUCGGUAAUGAGUGUCAAAGCACUGGGAAUCGCUUUGAAGUUGACCUUAUCAGGAACAAAUCAGCUCAUAUAUCCACAGACAUGGGUUUUUGUGAUGAUCGUCCUAUCCUGUGUUCUCACUCAGAUGAAUUACCUAAAUAAGGCUCUGGACACAUUCAAUACUGCUGUUGUUUCGCCAAUUUACUAUGUCAUGUUCACAUCCUUAACUAUCGUGGCCAGCGUGAUCAUGUUCAAGGAUUGGGACAGACAGAAUCUGACUCAGAUUGUCACGGAAUUGUGUGGGUUCGUGACUAUUCUCUCCGGUACCUUUCUUCUCCACAAGACAAAAGACAUGGCUGAUGGUUGUUCGGUGUCAAGACUUCCAAAGCACGACAAUGAGGAUAGUUUUGGCGAAGAAGGUAUCCCUCUAAAGCGGCAGGAUACAUUGAGAGCAACAUGAUGUAUGCUCUCUCUUUUUUCCUCAUCUUUUUUAUUCGAUUUUGUAACUGCCUGUCAAGAGCGGAGAAGAUAUGAUCUUGUAUUUUUAUAGUAGACACUGGAUGGACCUGUCUCAUUGAUCUCAAUAUGCAUGCAUUGUUCUUCAACCCA
Salvia hispanica is the source of this 1590-nucleotide messenger RNA. RefSeq names its product putative magnesium transporter NIPA4. Gene Ontology annotation, cellular component: membrane. NCBI's taxonomy places the organism in Eukaryota, Viridiplantae, Streptophyta, Magnoliopsida, Lamiales, Lamiaceae. Gene Ontology annotation, biological process: magnesium ion transport. Gene Ontology annotation, molecular function: magnesium ion transmembrane transporter activity. The record is from RefSeq and is a predicted model, not a curated record.